This is a messenger RNA of Corythoichthys intestinalis (scribbled pipefish), 1879 nucleotides long. RefSeq names its product WT1 associated protein (gene wtap). Gene Ontology annotation, cellular component: nucleus. Gene Ontology annotation, biological process: regulation of alternative mRNA splicing, via spliceosome. NCBI's taxonomy places the organism in Eukaryota, Metazoa, Chordata, Actinopteri, Syngnathiformes, Syngnathidae. The record is from RefSeq and is a predicted model, not a curated record. The transcript is spliced from 8 exons. Bases 213 to 1400 code for a protein of 395 amino acids.
UCUUGGUGGGACUCUGCAGGAGCUUGCCGCCAUCCAACUCGUCUCUUGCCAUUCUGUCCUCCCCUCGCCACCACACAGGAUGACGCUCGCUUGCGCGGAGCUCCUUCAGUAAUACAAACUUGCCUUACAGACGCCACGCUGCUAAGGAAUUGUUCCAACAGAAACCCCCCGGAAACCGCCGCCAGAAAGGGGAGGUGCGGUGCUGAGUCACAAUGACCAACGAGGAGCCUUUACCUAAAAAGGUUCGCCUCAGUGAAUCUGACAUGAAGACAUUGACCAGAGAGGAGCUGUGCACAAGGUGGAAACAGCACGAGUCAUAUGUGCAGGUCCUGGAGGCCAAAUAUGCAGAGCUUUGUUCCAAUGACGUAACAGGCCUGAAGGAAUCGGAAGAGAAGCUCAAGCAGCAGCAGCAAGACUCUGCACGCAGGGAGAACAUCUUGGUCAUGCGGCUUGCCACUAAGGAACAGGAGUGCACAACGCACAUCCAGUACCUGAAGCAGGCCCAGCAGCCCAGUGCAGCCCAACUGCGCUCGUCCAUGGUGGACCCGGCCAUCAACUUGUUUUUCCUCAAAAUGAAGGCGGAAUUGGAACAGACUAAAGACAAACUGGAGCAGGCCCAAAAUGAACUGAGUGCCUGGAAAUUUACACCUGAUAGCCAGACGGGGAAGAAACUGAUGGCCAAGUGUCGCAUGCUGAUCCAGGAAAACCAGGAGCUGGGGAAGCAGCAGUCGCAGGGACGCAUCGCCCAACUGGAGGCCGAGCUGGCCUUGCAGAAGAAGUACAGCGAGGAGCUAAAGAGCAGUCAAGACGAGCUGAAUGACUUCAUCAUCCAGCUGGAUGAAGAGGUGGAAGGCAUGCAAAGCACCAUCUUGGUCCUGCAGCAGCAACUCAAGGACAGUCGGCAGCAGCUCGCCCAGCCUCCUCAGGCGGGCCCAAGCAGGACGUCGCCUGCCACCGAGCAGGCCGCCGCGCCCUCCGACCCCGCGGGGAAAGACUUCGGGAGGGUGUCCAACGGGCCCAGCAAGCAGGCGCCUUCUCAGAAAGGAGGCGCCGCGCUCUACCGGGAGGUUAGCAGCACCGACGAAGACUUUGCCGUGUCGCCUGCCGCAUCCAGCCCGGGGGAAGCCGAGACCAAACUGUCCAACCACUCUGAGGAAGUGUCGGGGAGUCAGAGCGGCGGAGCCCGGGCCGGAGCGCCUGCCGGUUUGAGCGCGGGGUAUGAGAGCGUGGACUCUCCGACUGGCAGUGAGACCUCAUUGACUCAGCACUCGAACGACACGGACUCCACCGCCGACCCCCACGAGGACAAGGCUGCUGCCCAUGUCACCAAGGGCACCAGGACUUCACGGCACGCUCAAAACGGCCUGGACUCCACCACAAGCGACGGCGCCGUUUUGUAAUGUACCUUUGGAGGGGUGGAAAAAAACAAUGGUCUCGCUUUUUUUUUUUAUACAGAACAAGAUGACAAAUGCAUAGAGUGUAAUGCAGAACUGCUGUCGGAUGUUUUGUUUUCCUGCCCCUCCCCUUUUGCUUCUUGUGAAAAACAUUUGGGAACACGGGAAAUGGUUCAUGUUAGACACAAUUGAGUUUGAUUUAAAAGAACAAAAAUGCAACAAAAGUAUGUUUCAUUCUGCUGUUGAUUUGAAUCGGCCGCUCACAGCCGUUGUUGUAACAAGUCAAGUUUAAAAAAAAUUCUGCGGCAUAAACAUCUCACUUAGAUAUUGACCUGUGUUUAUAUUUUUUAUUUCAAUUUUAAAAUUUCGUUUUAAAAACAAUUCAAAAGGUUCUGUGAGUAGUUUAUAAGAGAUGUUCAUCUUCUGACUUCAGUCCUUUUCAUGUACUGACCAAAUACCAAUAAAGAAUUUUAAUACUAAGGAAA